ACAACUCUACUUUUUUUUCACAGUGAAAAUUAAGUGGAAAAAAAAGAUUAUAGAAAUUAAGAAAGGUGCUACAUAAUGAGCGCGCCGAGCAAUAAAAUGUCUGCAACAGAUCAGAUGCGUGCAAUGCUGGACCAGCUGAUGGGUACCACCCGCAAUGGAGACGAUGGACGCGGCCUCAAGUUCUCGGAUGCACGCGUCUGCAAGUCAUUUCUGCUGGACUGCUGUCCACACGACAUCCUGGCAUCCACGCGCAUGGAUCUCGGUGAGUGUCCCAAAGUGCAUGAUCUGGCUUUUCGUGCAGAUUACGAGAGUGCGUCCAAGUCGCGGGACUACUACUACGACAUUGAGGCCAUGGAGCACCUGCAAGCCUUCAUUGCGGACUGCGAUCGGCGCACAGAUUCGGCGAAGCAGCGCCUGAAGGAGACCCAAGAGGAAUUGACGGCCGAGGUGGCUGAAAAGGCAAAUGCAGUCCACAGUCUGGCGGAGGAGAUUGGCAAGAAACUGGCCAAGGCCGAGGCGCUGGGCGAGGCGGGAGAAGUGGAGGACAGCAUGGAGCUAAUGAAGGAGAUCGACGAGCUGCGCGGUAAGAAGAUUAAGGCCGAACACGAAUAUAGAACCUCGAUGCCAGCAUCAACCUACCAGCAGCAGAAGCUACGGGUCUGUGAGGUGUGCUCCGCCUAUUUGGGCAUCCACGACAACGACAUUCGUCUGGCGGACCACUUUGGUGGUAAGUUGCAUCUCGGCUUUCUCACCAUACGCGAAAAGCUCAUCGAGCUGGAGAAGACGGCGGCGCCACGCAAGGCGGAACUGAAGCGCUCGGGUAAGAUACCAGAUCGCGAAGAGGACGGCAGGGGCAGAAAUCGGUACUUUGUAGGUGGACGUGAGCUGGACAGACGCUCGCGGGUGCAUCGCUCUCGUUCCAGAGAGCGUCAGCGACAACGUGACGCUGAAAAGCAAUCGAACGAGAGAAGCAACGAGAGAAGCAAUGAGAGAAGCAACGAGAGAGAGAGAGCCAGUGCCCGGGAGAGCGAUGGGGAACGUGCUCCUGCUCCGCAACGUGGACGCGACGCCGAAGUAAGAGGCUCAGGACGCGGAGGUCAUGAUAAUCCUCGAGAUCAUCGCGACAGAGAACGUGACGGCCGAAGGGAUAGAGAUCGCAAUUCACGCAACGACAGAGGACGCUUCGGCGGAGGUGGAGGCGGAGGAGGAGGUGGCGGUGGCUUAGAUCGCCGCAAUGAUAGACGUCGUUCCCGUUCCAGAGAUCGUUCGCCACGUGAUAGACGUAACUACAACAACAGCAACAACAACAGUAACAACAAUAACUUUGGCAACAGACGACGCUCCUUUUCCCGUGAGCGCUAUCGUCGCUAGAGAUCUGAAGAGAAGAAAGCGGGAAGCAGGAAGAUUUAGUUUCACACCACAGUGUCCAGCGCACGUACGUAGAAUUAAUUACACUCAUAACAGCAAACAAAAUUCACAAAAAAAAAAAAAAAAACCGGAAACAGAAACAAACAGAAAAAAAAAAGAAAAUAGAGCUAACCAACUAAUUGCAUUAUUAUUCAAUAAAUAAAUGACUUGAAUGCACUUUAGACAGCAAAGCAGAUAUUUUUUGUUUUAAAAUAUUAUUAAUUCAUUAUCUUUGAUUUUCAUCCAUGUAAAUUGACAGACAGAAUGAUCAGAAAACAAUAACUGUAAGCUGAUACUGUAAACAAUUAAGUAAAUAAUUCAUAUAUACAAUUCAAUAUAUAGUUUGACAGCCCCGGCAAGUUGUAAACUUACGGUACGUAGAGCCAGAGUCCCCCAAAUAACCAAUAAAUUCUAUUUAUAAUACCCAUCAAGAAAACAACACACCAAAAAAAAAAAAAUAAGAAUUAUAAACAAAUACAGCCUAUGUAUGUAAUUUCUCUCAGCUCUCUCAGCUUGGCCCCGAGUGUGUGUUGCUGUACUGUACUGUGUGUAUUAUCGGUAUCGGCCCGUUUAGGGUAAGCCUAUAUCAACAAUCACUGCUCUCUCUUUCUCUUACUCACUUAAAAAUUUUAAAUUGUAACUAUAAAGCGUUUUCCCCACUUGAAUUCACUUUUCAGGCGAUACGCUUGAAAGCCAAGCCGUAAAGCUGGGUACGUAUUGAGUGAAUAUAACAUUUAUUAACUGAACAGAAACUGAAUUCAACUGAACUGAACAUCCGCCUAGCCUUCAAUGCUAGGGAUCUCGAUAAUUACAUACUGAGUAUGUGGUAAACAUACCUAAAUUGCAGUCAUAGUUUUGGGUACGUAUUCGUCGUCUAUUCUUUUGGGAGUGUUUGUUUGUUUGGUAUGUAUGCGUUAUAAUCGUUAGAAAUUUUAUAGCAACAUAUUAUUGGUACGUAUUUAUACCCAAGCUGCAGCUAAAGAGGAUUGUGUUGGUUCCUUAGGGUUCGAUGAGCACAUUUAACGUACGUAUUUUCAAAAAAAAAAAAACAAAUCAAAUCAAAAUUUUGUAGUAAUUCAUAUUUAGUUACAAACACAAAAAAAAAAUACCCAUAUUUUACUUAAUUUCUUUCUCACGUUAAAGUUGAAUUGCGAUAAAUGCAGAGAAAUGAAGAGCGGGCUUACCAAACUGGCCUAGUAUGUGAGUAUUCUGUUUAAACUGUUAAAAAUGCUUAACAAAAGUGGUUGGGUGGCUCCUUCUAACGUUGUUUCUUUUGACAGCAUUUAGUAUGGGAUUGAAUAAGUUAAU
Messenger RNA from Drosophila innubila, 2715 nucleotides. RefSeq names its product putative RNA-binding protein Luc7-like 1. Lineage: Eukaryota; Metazoa; Arthropoda; Insecta; Diptera; Drosophilidae. Gene Ontology annotation, molecular function: mRNA binding. The record is from RefSeq and is a predicted model, not a curated record. Bases 76 to 1371 code for a protein of 431 amino acids. Gene Ontology annotation, cellular component: U1 snRNP; U2-type prespliceosome. The transcript has a single exon. Gene Ontology annotation, biological process: mRNA splice site recognition.